CGGAAGCGGCCGGCGGCGACGUGGGCGGCGGCGGCGGCGGCGGGCGGGCAUGGAGGGGCUCUACCACCAGACCAACAAGCAAGUCCAUGAGGUCCAGUCUUACAUGGGACGCCUGGAGACUUCAGACAAAGAGUUAGUACACUUAGUAGAAAAUGAGAUUCAGGCAAGAAUAGACAAUAUAUUCAGCAAUUUGGAACGACUUGAAAUCCUGUCCAGCAAAGAACCUCCCAAUAAACGACAGAAUGCUAAACUCCGAGUUGAUCAGCUGAAGUAUGAUGUUCAGCAUCUGCAGACAGCUCUGAGGAACUUUCAACAUCGCCGUUACAUUCGGGAGCAGCAGGAGCGACAGCGAGAAGAGUUGCUUGCUCGUACAUUCACUACUAAUGACUCUGACACCACCAUACCGAUCGACGAAACAUUACAGUUUAAUGAAUCCCUCCAGAAUGCCCAUCGUGGCAUGGAUGAUCUUAUUGGCAGUGGGACCAACAUCCUUCAGGGGCUGAGGGACCAGAGAGUGACACUAAAGGGUACUCACAAGAAGAUCCUGGAUGUUGCCAACAUGCUGGGCUUAUCCAAUACAGUAAUGCGGCUGAUUGAGAAGCGCGCCUUUCAAGAUAAAUACUUCAUGAUUGGGGGAAUGAUUUUGACUUGUGUAAUUAUGUUUCUCGUCGUGCAGUAUCUGACAUGAGCUACUCAGCUAUUCCCAGAGGAGAUUGUCUUUUGGAGCAAGAUGGACUGUCCUCCAAACUGUACUUUCCUCUGAGUUCUGCUUUGGAUGAGCCCUUUCUGUGAACUUCAGAGUUUACAAAUCACACUCAGACAUGUCAUGUGGAAAGCACGUAGGGAAACAAAUUUUUCUGGGGAUGCUGUAGUUGAGAAUGGCCCUAUAGAAAUAACCCCGUCCUUUACUGCUCUCACCUUAUUGCCUGCGAGUUCAAGAAUCUGGUUAAAUAGGAAGCAGAAGUGAAAAUUUUGCCCAGCUGUACUGCAAGGUGGGAGUGACCUUUUGGGUAGCGAGGGGUAAGAGGAUGCAAAGGCAGAGCAUAAGGCGUAACGAGCCUUUCAUGUGCUAGGGAGAAGUGACCUGAUCACUGUAUUUUUCAAUGAAAUAACGCCACUAAGGAGAAUGUCGCACUGUCUGUGGGCACGCUCCUGCGGAGUAAGUGUGCAAAAAGUGAGGGGUUCCCAUCUGCAAGCUCACUGUUUUGCUUGGAGGGAGAAGGAUUUGUGGGGAAGGGUCUUAAAGCACAGUUAUAACCCCAGCAAACUUCUUUGUUUACGCAUACAGUAUUAACCAGCACAAAUCUUCCCGUUUCAGGCUGAAAUGCUUCUUAUCUUACUCAAGGUAUGUUUUGGUACCUUUUAAUGCCCUGCUGCUUCCCAGUGGAAGCUGAAUGCUCUACUGCCUGCUUUGUCAGCUGCAUGAGCCCUGUGUCACUUCACUCUGCCUAGUACCAAAUCUAGCCCCUGAAAUCUGUAAGACUGACAUUUUUUUAAUGCUAGUGCACAUCACGUUUUGGUGAGUUUCAUUAUUUUUCUGAGGUGGUUGGUUGAGGUUUUAUGCUCUGUAGCUGGUAUUUUUUGAAUUGCUGAAACAGGCAAGUCCUUGCUGUGCUCAGAUUCAGAUUUGUGAUUUUUAUGUUCAUAGACCUGGAACGGGAGCUCUGCUCUUCUUUACAUGCAGAAUAACUGGCAUCAGGGCAACAGACCUUCCACUUAAAAUCAGUUGUCGUCAGAAGAGCCUCCUGAAGUUACGUGCCUUGGGAUGGUAAACAUCCCUCAUCCUUCGGAAGGGUGUUCUUUGCAUUAUCUGUUGUACCCGCAAAAUUACUGCGAUAGACAUUCUCAUACAGAUCAUAUCAUGGAGCUGACAGCCAACUUAGACGUAUCUCCUUGGUUGUAGAUAUCUAUCCACAUUUAAAUAUUCACAGUUAUGAAAUGCCUCAUUGUUUAAAUAUGGCACUCCUUUCCCUGUAGGCUCUGGGGGUUCUGUUAGAAUGGUCAAUCAGCCUUCGCAUACAUUCCCAUCCUGAUUUGUGUACAAGUCUGGAGCACUUCCAGAUGUCUGGCAGUGGCACAGAAGUGUCAUGUUCAGGUGAUGUGGCAUAAUGCUGCCAUUUCCUUCAUUUUUUCUCUCUGAAAUGGUUGUGGGUCUCUUAAUUCGUAACAGAUUAAAAGUUCUGCAUUAUAUCUUUGCUGCAAUAAGCUUUGCUUUUAUUAUGUAGCCUGUUGCAAAGUUG
Tyto alba (common barn owl) is the source of this 2240-nucleotide messenger RNA. It is a transcript of the gene GOSR2, whose product is annotated as golgi SNAP receptor complex member 2. The record is from RefSeq and is a predicted model, not a curated record. Gene Ontology annotation, biological process: intra-Golgi vesicle-mediated transport; vesicle fusion. Gene Ontology annotation, molecular function: SNARE binding; SNAP receptor activity. NCBI's taxonomy places the organism in Eukaryota, Metazoa, Chordata, Aves, Strigiformes, Tytonidae. Gene Ontology annotation, cellular component: endoplasmic reticulum membrane; Golgi apparatus; late endosome membrane. The coding region runs from base 50 to 688 and encodes 212 amino acids. The transcript is spliced from 6 exons.